Messenger RNA from Phytophthora infestans T30-4, 390 nucleotides. RefSeq lists its product as uncharacterized. NCBI's taxonomy places the organism in Eukaryota, Oomycota, Peronosporomycetes, Peronosporales, Peronosporaceae. The coding region runs from base 1 to 390 and encodes 129 amino acids. The transcript has 3 exons. The record is from RefSeq and is a predicted model, not a curated record.
AUGGGGGCGAUCAAGGGUGACGACAUGACGCCGCGCUUCUCGGAAAUGCCGAACGAGGGCUCGAUCACCGAGGGAACGAACUUUUCCUCGCUCACCAUCUUCUCCACCAACUUAGUGGCCACCAUGUCGCGCUGCAGCGUGAGCUGCUUGCCGUCGCACAGCAAGCUUAGCGUGGCCUCGCUCUUAGAGGUCAGCUCGUCCUCGAAAGCCUGGGCGCGUGGCACAUCAUCCUUCAAAGCCUCUAGCGCCUCGAGGAUCGUGGCCACAUCGGCCUUGAACGUUCGGCCAAUCUUGCCCUUGUUCGGCUUAAUCUCCACGAUCAGGCGCUUCUCGGGAUUCACGAGCGGUCGGCGUGGCCGGCGCACUCCACCCAGCCGGAGCUCAACUUGA